CGAAAUGGCAUGAAGUGGUGAUCGACUUGCGUGAGGCAGGAUGACAGUACCUGAAAGGCACUCCUCACAUAUCAACACGAACAAAAUGUAGCGUCAAUAUUCUAGCUCUGGAACCGUUGCGGAAGCACGGAAACAUAAAACGUGGCUCUGUUCCUCUCUUUCCUGAGGCAAUCAAUGCCCAAACUGACCCCAAGUUGUUACCCUAUCCCGAUUCGAACACUAUGGAUAACACCUUUUCGGCCAAAUCGUCCGCCCUUCGAAGCGAUGCCUCGACCCCCAUUCCACCACCCAGUCCCGCCCACAACCAGACCUCCCUUGACAAUACCAGCGGCGGAAACGUUAGCCAAGAAUUGCACCUAAAAGAUGAAAUAUGGGACGAAACACAGACCGAGCUCUUUGCGGUUACCUGGCACGACCCCAAUAGUGCUCAUGUAAACAAAACCUACGUGGAAAUUCGCUCAGAGUUUUUACGCAGCACUCUGGCAGAAUGCGGCCUUGCCAUCAACAGCCGCCUACCAAGCACCAGGGACCUUAGCGGCUACCUACCCCAGCUGAAGAAACAUGAGAAGCGGUUAGGCCCAUUUAUCAAUUGGCUUAAAAGUGUCUCGACGCUGAAUGAUCCGACGUUCUGGGACGGUGAGGUGGACGAGAGGGAGGAUCCCACUUUUCAGUGAGCAGGCACCCGCGGGAAAUUUUACCGGCAGUAACAAUGCCGGAAAGUGUUGAUAUUGUUCGGGCGGUUCUUAUCUUCAGGAUAUGGUUUGAGGCCGGAUUCCAAUGAGCAAUUUCUGUUAACAGGCAAUGUUGUAAUGAGAAUUACUUUGUAUACACUGCUUGCUAUAAAUUGAAGUUAAUGCUCCUC
Messenger RNA from Coccidioides immitis RS, 862 nucleotides. RefSeq lists its product as uncharacterized. The coding region runs from base 222 to 674 and encodes 150 amino acids. The record is from RefSeq and is a predicted model, not a curated record. NCBI's taxonomy places the organism in Eukaryota, Fungi, Ascomycota, Eurotiomycetes, Onygenales, Onygenaceae. The transcript is spliced from 2 exons.